Solea senegalensis (Senegalese sole) is the source of this 514-nucleotide messenger RNA. RefSeq names its product 60S ribosomal protein L22. Gene Ontology annotation, cellular component: ribosome. The record is from RefSeq and is a predicted model, not a curated record. The transcript is spliced from 4 exons. Bases 72 to 458 code for a protein of 128 amino acids. NCBI's taxonomy places the organism in Eukaryota, Metazoa, Chordata, Actinopteri, Pleuronectiformes, Soleidae. Gene Ontology annotation, molecular function: RNA binding; structural constituent of ribosome. Gene Ontology annotation, biological process: cytoplasmic translation.
GACUCCGUGUUCGAUUUGUUAACGUAGCGCAUGCGCCCUCGACGCUCUUCCUUUCCCCCUGCUUCUACGCCAUGGCGCCUAUUAAGAAGCAUACCCCUGGUAAAGGUGGUAAGAAGAAGAAGCAGGUCCUGAAGUUCACACUGGACUGCACACAUCCCGUGGAGGAUGGCAUCAUGGAUGCUGCAAACUUUGAGCAGUUUCUUCAGGAACGCAUCAAGGUGAAUGGAAAAGCCGGCAACCUCGGUGGUGGUGUGGUUUCCAUCGAGCGGAGUAAGAGUAAGAUCACCGUGUCCUCUGAGGUUCCCUUCUCCAAAAGAUACCUGAAGUAUUUGACCAAGAAGUAUCUGAAGAAGAACAACCUUCGUGAUUGGCUGCGUGUUGUGGCCAACACCAAGGAGAGCUACGAGCUUCGCUACUUCCAGAUCAAUCAGGAAGAGGAGGAAGAGGAUGAAGAUUAAAUUGAACAAUUCAUCAGGUUUUGUACAUUUAAAUAAAUGUUGUUUACAGUACAGAA